This is a messenger RNA of Staurois parvus, 343 nucleotides long. The record is from the annotation of a GenBank genome assembly. Lineage: Eukaryota; Metazoa; Chordata; Amphibia; Anura; Ranidae.
UCUUGCUGCUGCCAGGUCCAGAGUGUGUCAUGGGUCCCUGUACGGCCUCCCAUUGCUGCUGUCUCCAUCGCCACACUCUGCCAUGUGCCACUUUCAGGUCUCCUCACACUGCUGGUGGGUUCCAUUUUGUCAUAGGGUGCUGGCAGAUUACGGGCCUCCCAUGCUGCUGCUGCCAGGCCCCGUAAUCUGCCAUGGGCCCCCGUACCGCCUCCUCAUGCUGCUGCCAGGUCCAGAGUGUCUCAUGGGUCCCUGUACGGCCUCCCAUUGCUGCUGUCUCCAUCGCCACACUCUGCCAUGUGCCACUUUCAGGUCUCCUCACACUGCUGGUGGGUUCCAUUUUGUC